AUGGCUGCCUCUGGAAUGCACCCAAACCAGUUCCAUGCUGGGAACCUUGAAACAUUCAAGAAGGAUGACAAUGGUGGUGACAAACUGGUGUCUAAUUGGACUUGCAUUCCGAGUGAUCGGGUAACUAAGUGGAGGUCGUCUUACAAAGGACAGUCGAACCUGCCCCCGGAACAGACCUUUCGGGUCUGGGGAAUGGCAGGCGCUUCCCAGACUUGGGCCAGGAGGAGCAGGAUGGGCCUGGGGUUGGUGACCCUGCUAAGCUUGUUGAAUCUACUACUGCUUGGAAGGGUCCCUUCCCCCCUUUGUCCUCUUCCAGAAGUUUCCUGUGGUGUGGCCCCUCAGGCAGGAAUUGUGGGCGGUACCAAUGCUUCCCCUGGCCAGUGGCCUUGGCAGGUCAGCAUAACCUACAAUGGCAUCCAUGUAUGCGGUGGCUCUCUUGUAUCCAAACAGUGGGUGCUGACCGCUGCCCACUGCUUCCCAAGGGAGCAUAGGUUGGAGGAUUAUGAAGUGACUGGGGCCCAUCAACUCAGCACCUAUAAUCCUGACACAGUGGUCAUGACAGUAGGCAAGGUCUUCACCCAUCAUAACUAUGUGAAAGAGGGGUCACAAGGAGAUAUCCAUCCUGUCUGGCUACCAGCUGCCAAUGCCUCUUUCCCCAAUGGACUCCAUUGCACCUUCACAGGCUGGGGUAACCCACACAGCUCAGUGAGUCUUUCUAACCCCAAGAUCUUGCAUUAGCCAGAGGUACCUUUGAUUAGUCGAGAAACAUGCAACUGUCUUUACAACAUAAACCCUGAUCCUGACGAGCCACACGUUAUCCAGUCGGACAAGGUGUCUGCUGCCUUUGUACAAGGUGGUAAAGAUGCCUGCCAGGUAAGGAAACUGAAGCAAACAGGGAUAGGUCACUUGUCUAGGAUCAUGUACCAAACCUCUCAGGCCAGGUUUGAAGAUGUCUUCCAGCUUCCAGUUCCAGCACUAUCCACUGCACCACUGAGCGCCCACAGGUAGGAAUAUGUCUGGAAAACUACCAUGCUUUUAAGAGAUUCCAAAGCACUCCAUGAUGCAAACUUUCUCACCAUUUUAAAAAAUAGUAAUAUUCUCAGUUUUUCUAUGUGACCAUGAAUCACAGAAUACUGUGAUCAAAAUUACCAGUGAUCCAAAAACCAAGGAAAAGAUGUAUGAAAGUAUUAAAAGGAAAUGGUGCAUCAUUUAUUUUUCCUCAAAAUACCUAACAAAUUGAAGAUGACUAAAGAAAUUAUGGCAUAAUGAUAUUAAGAUUUCUUAAAGAAUUGCAAAUGUGAAUUCAAAAAACUAGAAGAUUUAAAUGGCAUGAGGCUGAACAGAAAUUGAAACAAUCACAAUAAUGUAAAUAAAGUACCAUCAACAUUAUUAAACUACCCACCCUUUUCCCCAGUGAUACACUAGUAGGCCUAUACUCAAAGAUAGCAAAGAAAGAGGAAAGGGAUCCAUACAUGAAGAAAAUCUUUGUAGAAGCUCUUUUUGUAGACACUGCACUGGAAAUUAAAGGAGUGUCUGCCAGUUGGAAUAUGGCUGAACAAAUUAAGGUAUAGAAAUAUCAUAUUCGUCUCCAGUAAAUGAAGAAAGAUAGUUUCAGAGAAACCUGGGAAGGUUUGUAUGAAUUAGUACAGAAUUCCUGCAGUGAGAAGAGCCAGAACAAUUUAUCUUAUAUUUAUCUUAUCACUUUGGAAAAACAACUCUGAUAAAUGGAAUUUUCAAUCAUGGAUUCCAGAGGGCAGAUGAAGAAUGCUGCUCACCCCCUAACACAGAUUCUGCGCUCAAAAUGCAGAAAGAGACAUUCAUUCUUGGACAAGGUCAAUUUGGGGUUAAUAAUUGAAAUGUCAAGAAACUGUUCAGAAUCACAGAAAACCUGAACAAAUGAGAGGAAUAAAAUAUUUCAAAAGAAUUAGCACCAAGCAGUUUACCCUACCUAAAAGGAAGAAAAUGAAUCUUUAAUGGACUUGGGUGGCUCAAUGGAUAGAGGGCCCAGUUUGGGUUUUGGAGGACUUCCUGAGUUGAAAUCCAGACUUGGACACUAUGUGUGACCCUGGACAAAAUUAACCCUGUUUUGUGUUAGACUACCUGCCAUCUAGGGGAGGGGAUGGAAUGAAGGGAGAAGUUGGACCAGAAGGUUUUGUAUCAGUCAAUGUUGGAAAAUAUGCUUAUGUUUUGUAAAUAAAAAACUAUUAUAAAAAAUUAAAAAGAUUAA
This is a messenger RNA of Antechinus flavipes (yellow-footed antechinus), 2227 nucleotides long. It is a transcript of the gene PRSS8, whose product is annotated as serine protease 8. NCBI's taxonomy places the organism in Eukaryota, Metazoa, Chordata, Mammalia, Dasyuromorphia, Dasyuridae. Gene Ontology annotation, molecular function: sodium channel regulator activity; serine-type endopeptidase activity. Gene Ontology annotation, biological process: proteolysis. The record is from RefSeq and is a predicted model, not a curated record.